Messenger RNA from Sturnus vulgaris (Common starling), 860 nucleotides. It is a transcript of the gene CHLSN, whose product is annotated as cholesin. Lineage: Eukaryota; Metazoa; Chordata; Aves; Passeriformes; Sturnidae. The record is from RefSeq and is a predicted model, not a curated record.
AUCUGCGUUUUCUAAUGACCAUCUCCAGUCCUGUGCUGCCCUGUGUGCCAUGAAGAAGUUCCUUGUUGUUCCUAUCUUAAAACUUUCUUUUGAUCCCUGCAAAAUUACAUGAUAACAGAACAGGCUACAAAAGAAGAGGAAGAGCUUAUUGCAGAGGAAGAGCUUAUUGCAGAGGAAGAGGAAGAACUUACUCCAGAGGAAAAGAGAAAACUGGAAAGAAAAUUAAAAAAAGAGCGCAAGAAGAAGGAGAAACAGCUGAUGAGGGAAGCUGGAAUCUCCAUUAAAAAGGUGGAGCCCAAAAAGCCAUCGGGAUGUGAGCGGGCUCUGGCCUAUUUAACCAGCUGGUCUAAAACCCCAGAAGAAUGGAAGUUUCAAAAGACAAGACAGACGUGGCUUCUCCUGCACAUGUAUGAUAAAGAGAAGGUUCCAGACAAGUAUUUCACCAUUUUACUGGAUUAUCUGCAAGGGCUUCAGGGCAAUGCACGAGACAAAACUGUGCAGAAAGCUGAAGCUUUUAUGAAGGAAUUUGAUGGCUCUGAUGUAGAAGACCCAAACCUGCUGGAGAAGUGUGAGCGCAUCAGACAAGUUCUACAACUGCUGUCCUGAGAGCAUUUCUGUGUCAUAAUUGUUGUCUGGUGGAGGGAAGGAGAGGAUUUCACAUACAGAGGCUGUAAAGGAUUUGUAAAGAUAAUACUAAAUUUUUUACUCGUAAUUUUUUCCAAUUGAAAAUAUUUAUUGUGUUUGCAGGUGAUGAAAUAAAAAAUAACAUAUACAGCCCAUAGUCUUGCUAUAAUCUUACUGCACUCCUUUAGAAAAACAAACCUCUCUCCCUCUCAUUAGUUUUUCUCCAUCUCCCCCUC